Messenger RNA from Mobula hypostoma (lesser devil ray), 1196 nucleotides. Its product is annotated as PHD finger protein 10-like. Bases 1 to 1056 code for a protein of 351 amino acids. The transcript has 8 exons. NCBI's taxonomy places the organism in Eukaryota, Metazoa, Chordata, Chondrichthyes, Myliobatiformes, Myliobatidae. The record is from RefSeq and is a predicted model, not a curated record. Gene Ontology annotation, cellular component: npBAF complex.
AUGGCCAUGCAAGUGCACACGACUGAUGCUAUUUGUCAGGGAACUGAUGGCAAAUUCCCACUUCUGGUUUUAUAUUUGAACCAAACUUGUGACUCUGCACAGCAAUUGCAGCUACAGAACACACAAAAGGUUGAGCCCAGUAAAGUGCCAGAGUACAUCAAGAAAGCUGCAAAGAAGGCCGCAGAGUUCAACAGCAACUUCAACAGGGAGCGGAUGGAGGAAAGGCGGGCUUACUUUGACCUGCAGACACAGGUAAUCCAGGUGCCACAAGGGAAAUACAAAGUUCUUCCACCCGAGAGGACAAAGGUUGGGGCUUAUCCAGUGGCUCUCAUACCAGGACAAUUUCAGGAAUAUUACAAAAGAUACUCUCCCAAUGAACUGCGUUACCUUCCUGUAAACACAGCCUUGUAUGAACCUCCUUUGGACCCAGAAUUGCCAGCGCCUGAUAGUGAUGGAGAUUCCGAUGAUGCAGAAGAUGGGCAUGGUGAGGAUGAGCGGAAAGAAGACAAAGGUUUUUCGGAUACAUCUUCUGGGAGUACAACAGGCGGAGAGAGUCCGACUGAACCUCAAGACGACUCGUCACAGGGAAAGCAUACACCCAAAGAAAGAGGACCACGUGCACUGAAAGAUGCAAAACGCAGUGUAACACCCAAAUCAGUUACUGGGUACAAGCCUAAAAGCAUUCCAAAUGCAAUAUGUGGGAUUUGUCUAAAGGGUAGAGAAUCCAACAAGAAAAACAAACCUGAGGCACUCAUACACUGCUCCCAGUGCGACAACAGUGGACACCCAUCCUGUCUGGAUAUGGUUUCGGAGUUAGUGGCUGUAAUCAAAACCUAUCCAUGGCAGUGUAUGGAAUGCAAGACGUGCAUUGUCUGUGGUCAGCCACAUCACGAGGAGGAGAUGAUGUUCUGUGAUAAGUGUGACCGUGGGUAUCACACCUUCUGCGUAGGAGUCUCUGCCAUCCCCUCAGGUCGUUGGAUUUGUGAUUGCUGUUCAAAUGUCCUUUCCAAAACCAAGAAAGGGUCAAGGAGAGGAAAGAACAACAAAGAAGGUUAAAAGAAUUAAUUAGUCCAAGGAUGGUGGCCGUUUUUAAUGUCGGUCAGUUAGCAGUGUCAGGUGCUUUCAUGAUCUCAGUGUGUUUUAUAAAUAUACUUUGUACGGAAAUUAUUUUGAAGUAAAUAAAACGACAGAAUGAA